UACGGGCGCAAGACGUUUCUGAAGCGCGGCUGGCUGAACGACGGAUGAACGAACGACGGCUCACUUGACCGCAGUCAGGCUAGCCCUAGCGGUCGCUGAAAACGCGACCAUAACCUAGUCUGUUUGAUAAUAGCGCUGAGCUGCUGGAUGAGACUCCACACGGAAAACUCACGAGACUGCCUUCAUGGGACGCUCGUGCGGUGGAUUAUGUGACACGAUGGCCAGCUAGCGAGCAAUCAAGGCUAGCUGCAGCUAGCUGGUAGCUAACAACCCCGCUGGCCCCAAGAGCCGGGGCAGCAGCUCCGGGGACGAGCAAUUCAACUCGGCUUUUUCGCCCUUUUAAAAUCAGUUUUGAAGCCAUGUCAUCACUGGUUUAUCCGAGCUUGAUUUGGAACUAAAGGGCCAUGCUGAGUGAGAAGCCGUGUUUCCUCCUCGCAUAACCGGCCAGCCGUAGCUCGGUGCCGCUCAGAAGAAGUGGACUCUAUCGGGGAUGGCAUUUCACGGCGCAGGCCGGCAGACUGUUUGUGGAGACUUGUUUCCGGGCUCCGAGCUGGGCCACAAGUAUUUUUGUGUCAACUCUUCUUGCGGAGCCCCUUCUACGGGCCUCAGCGCCACAUCGUGCCUAACCGGACCCACUGCCCCAGCCGGGACCCCUCGUCACCCCACAGCCCUCGGAGGAAGCACCGGCGGCGGCGCAGCGGUGCCUCAGCCCUACAGCAACCCGGCCAGCGAGGUCCCCAGCCCCGCAGAGAUGGAGCCGGACCGACCCAUAGGUUAUGGCGCAUUCGGUGUCGUCUGGUCAGUAACCGAUCCCCGUGACGGUCGGAAGGUGGCUUUGAAGAAGAUGCCUAAUGUCUUCCAGAACCUGGUGUCCUGUAAAAGGGUCUUCAGAGAGCUGAGGAUGCUGUGCUUCUUCAAACAUGACAAUGUGUUGUCGGCUCUGGACAUCUUGCAACCUCCACAAAUUGACUGCUUUGAGGAAAUCUACGUGAUCACAGAACUGAUGCAGAGCGACCUCCACAAAGUGAUCGUGUCUCCACAGCCUCUCACCACUGACCACAUCAAGGUCUUCCUCUAUCAGAUCCUUCGAGGGUUGAAGUACCUGCACUCUGCUGGCAUUCUGCACAGGGACAUCAAACCUGGAAACCUGCUGGUCAACAGUAACUGCCUGCUUAAAAUUUGUGAUUUUGGCCUGGCACGCGUGGAGGAGCCCGACCCAUCACGUCACAUGACCCAGGAGGUGGUAACUCAGUACUACAGAGCACCUGAGGUGCUGAUGGGCUGCCGGCACUACGGCUCAGCCAUUGACGUUUGGUCAGUUGGCUGCAUUUUUGCAGAACUGCUGGGACGACGCAUCCUCUUUCAAGCUCAGAGCCCGAUUCAGCAGCUGGAUCUGAUCACAGAUCUGCUAGGAACUCCUCCUCUGUCAGCCCUGGCGUCGGCCUGUGAAGGUGCUAGAGCCCACAUCCUGAGGGGGCCGCACAAGCCGCCGUCGCUGUCUGUGCUCUACAUGCUAUCUGACGGAGCCACACACGAGGCUGUGCACCUGCUCUGUCGGAUGCUGGUCUUUGAUCCGGCUAAAAGGAUUUCUGGCAGUGACGCUCUUUCUCACCCAUACCUGGACGAAGGUCGCCUGCGGUACCACACCUGCAUGUGUCAGUGCUGCUACUCCGUUCCCAGCGGUCGCGUUUACACCAGGGACUUUGAGCCAGUAGCCGAACGUCCAUUCAGCCACAGCUACGAGAACAGCCUGCUGUCUGUGUGGCAGGGAAAAGAAUUAAUCCACCGCUUCAUAACGGAGCACCAGCAGGGAAAGCGGGUGCCGCUGUGCAUCAACCCUCAGAGUGCUGCGUUCAAGACCUUCAUCAGGUCCACUGCGUGGCACUCCUCCAAGGUGUCCAGGAAGGAGGAGAGAUGAACAGUCCUCCUCUUCAAGAUGCGGAGCGACAGCGUGAGGCGGGAUUUCAUCAGCCAUGGCAUCUGAAAAUACCGAAGAGUUUGGGUCUUUUUCUUUUUUUUUCUCCUCCCCGUGUCUGUCAAACCUGUGGACAGGAAACACAGCCACCAACACUGGUGGGACAUCAACUAGCUACCCACCAGAGAACCCUCAAAUAUUAUAGUUUCUUAAAUGUUGAAACUAUCAUUUAAUGUUUUGAAAUGACCCAAACAGCUGAUGCUUACGGUUUUCGGUGCUGAACAAAAAAAAAACAACAACAAAAAAACAAAAAUGCUGCUGAAAAGCUUGAUGAGAAAUAAGAAAGAUGAAAAAAAGCUGAACUUGGUACUUGAUUGGAUUUCCACCUCAGUUUGUAGAGACAUUAAGGAAUAAGGAUUUUAAUUGUUUGGUAGAAUUGUUGCUUAAUUAAGUUUGAAGUCAUUCCAGUUCAUUCCUGUGCAAUAUGGUUUAAUUUAAAAAGCAAACGGGGAGAGCUGAACUGGCAGGACAAUGUUGUUGCCAGACACUCGAGAGCUCCCAGCUCCGAUGAGAUAAGAAGUUACCAUCCGCCAAACUCCCUGCCUCUGGCACCUGCACCAGCCGAGGUGCUCCCGUUCCUUUAAAGAAACAUCACUCACUGUGUUUGGAUGUGCUGUGCCUCUGUGCGUCUGCGCAGCAGUAAUAAUGCAAUCUAACAGAUGUAGCAGGUUUUAACCACAGUUCCCAGGUUUCCUCACUCAUAUUUACCUUUUGUUGUCGUCAUUUUCAGUUUCACUCUUUGAUGUGAGCUGUUUGGUGGUGGAUCAGUAUUUGACCUCCUUUUAGAAAACGAAGGGUCACGUUGUGAAGCGGAGAAUGGAGUAUAGUUUGGGUGGAUCACAAAAAAAACUUCAUUCAACAGAGUUGAAGGUUGACCUUUUUUUAAUUAAGACAGCAAAUUGACUUUCAGUGUGUUUGACAAGAUACUUUUCUGCAGAUGUAACAUUUGGCAACAUUCUUUGUUAAAUUGAACCUGAACAGCUUAUGGAUGAUUUCACCAACUUACCUCCUCUAACCUUUGACCCUGCCAGUGGACAGAGGAGAUAUUUUUUUUUUCUUUUAAAUUUCUAAUUUAUUGAGUGUAUGUUGAAGAAUGUGUGUCUCAGCCCCUCUGGUUUAAAGUGACCUGACCACCUGUGGUGGUUUCUGUUACCUAAAACCCUGAAGAAUGGGGGGGUGGGGGCAAAGUAACUGAAGACCACAGACCCCACGUUAGUGCAUGUUGGUGAUCUGAAAACCUCCCUUCACAACCUUAAUGUCAUUCCUCCAGUUUCAGUGACUCCUUUUUACCUCGUGCUCACUCCUCAUCUCUCACCCCGCCCCUCAGAGAGGAUGUUGUCAGUGAAAUGCUGCUGUUUCUUCUUUUUUCUUAGUUUGUUGUUAGGCCCUAUUCAGUUAAAGGCUCAGGUUUCUUCUCAUAGACUGAAUUGUAUAAAGCCACAUAAGGAUGCACCAGUAUUGAUCCCUUGUCAGGGCGAUGAUCCAGCCGAAAUAGCUAAUUGCAUCAGAAUCUGCAUAGUGGGAAAUCAGAUGCUCCUGCUCCCUGUCUGUGGGAUGUGAAUUACAGUAUAUCCAAGGUUUCUGUCUGUGGGAUGAUCUCCUCAGGUGAAAGUGAAGCAUAGCAGUGAGAUUUCCGUGUGCAGCCCUUAAAAUGCAAGUUGUCCAAAUUUUGCUGUUUACAGCUUCAAAUUGUCCCUGAUGCCGAUGAACCAAACCUGCAGAGACAUGAAGCUUCCUGUUGAUAAUCACUUGUCAAUGUUACAGUCCUUCAAUUACUUCAGUGGUGUCUGAGAAGCAGAUCUACUGAGAUUGCAGACUCUGGAUUGUGAGCAACUUGAUGAUGUGACCUGAAGUCCCCCAGAUGAUUUCAUUGGAGUUUUUGAGCAAAACCCAGAUAUUUCUAAUCAAAGAGAAAAUUGAAAAAUCUUUACAGGACAAUUUUAUUGACUUUAAUGUCACACAUGUCAGUUGUAUACAAGCUUCAGUUAUUACACAUGUUAAAAACAAGGAACCCCUAAAACAUCAGUCAUCAGUUUGUUGGUCUCUUGGAUUGAUUACAAAUGUUGCUCGUGAUCACCUGCAAACCCACAGACCAACAUCUGGAAGCUUCCCGUCUCUGAAAGUGGAUGUUCAUACUAAUAAACCGAUGAGUGUUUUGAGGGGGUGGAAUGUAUAAAGUGGAAUAUAACUAUCUUAGUAAUGUUGAGUAAUUGAAAUGUUUCAGAAUAAAACCUGUUAUAUCACCUAACUUUGCUUGGGAGGCCCUUCCAGGUUCCAUGUGGUCCAGAUGCGACGAUCCCUUAACUGCAGGAACUUUACUAAGAGCCUUUUAUAGGAUCUCAGGAACUUUAUGAAAUGGGUCACUAGUGAAAACGUUGCUGGACGCUCUGCAAACACAACUUAGGAGCUGCGGCCACAAACGCUUGAUGUGCUACCGUUAUGUCUCUAAUCACGCUGUUUGUUUUUAAUCCACUUCUGUGUGAUGUGGCAGAAACUAAAACUCACCGAAGGAACCAUUAGCUCCUGCUUAGUUCUGGAUCAUGUGUUAGAAAGCUGGUGAAGCUGUGUUGAGGCCCCUGAGCAUCCUCUUUGAGCCCCUAAGAGUUUAACCCCUAGAACCUCAGCUCCUCUUCUACAGGAACACACAGACCAACUUGUAUAUCUGCAUGUGUAUAUUUAUUACCCCCUGGAGAGCAUUUGGGUUUGAAUGCUGUGCAAUGAUUGAGUUUAUUAACGAUUGCGGAAAAAAAAAAAAAAAAAAAAAACGUACAUUUUGUGGUAAUUUUUAUUUAAUUAAUCUUAGGAAGUGACUUUGUUUUAUUGCUUUGUUUUUGUUGUGAUCUAAUUAGACCUUUUAGAGUCAGAGAUGCAAAGGUUUUGAUAAUUGUUCUGUACAUUAUCAGCACUGAGACGUGGCCAUUUUGAGUGACACACUUAGUUUUAAUAAAGUGAUUAGUGUGUUUGAUGGUGUUACUUCGAGGCACAUCUUGACAUCUAUUGAACAGUUAAUCAAAACCUUUCGUUUCGUUAUUUACAUUAAAAUUCUUUGUUUCAAUUUGAUUUUCUUUUUUUAUUGCUGUUGUGUUAGUAGAGCUCCUUCCAGGUUAGGAACAGUUUUUGAACUAGAUGACCUGUGUUUGGUCUCUUUCCUCCCCUGCACUCUGUUCUGAGAUCAGCUGACGAGUGUGUCUCAAGUCUCUCAAGGCUGGUCAUCUGUAGAGAUUAGACUUGUUUUCUUCUAUGAAAAAAAAACUUGAUGUUUAUUAUAUAUACAUAUAUAUAAAUAUAUAUAUGAAACUGAUGUUUUGAACAUGUUUUUGUCUUUGUUUUAGCAAAAAGUUUGGGUUUUUUUUGACUUGUGUUUUCAACAAAUACUUGAAUUUCUUAAAAAAAUGUUUAGACCUGAAGUAGUGAAUGAUAAAUAAAUGGACACUGGAUAAUAUU
This is a messenger RNA of Betta splendens (Siamese fighting fish), 5419 nucleotides long. RefSeq names its product serine/threonine-protein kinase NLK2-like. The record is from RefSeq and is a predicted model, not a curated record. Gene Ontology annotation, biological process: protein phosphorylation; intracellular signal transduction. Gene Ontology annotation, cellular component: nucleus; cytoplasm. Gene Ontology annotation, molecular function: ATP binding; MAP kinase activity. NCBI's taxonomy places the organism in Eukaryota, Metazoa, Chordata, Actinopteri, Anabantiformes, Osphronemidae. The transcript has 12 exons. The coding region runs from base 491 to 1918 and encodes 475 amino acids.